AUGGCUUCUCCGGACGACCCUCUGCGCGCAGAUCAUAUGGCAAAGGAGCCGGUGGAAGACACGGACCCUAGCACUUUAUCCUUUAACGUGUCAGACAAAUAUCCCAUUCAAGAUACGGGACUCCCUAAAGCUGAGGAAUGUGAUCCCAUUACGUUGAACUGCCCAACAGAUUCUGAUGUGCAACAUCAGGGAGAAGAAAAUGGCUUCCCAGACAGUACUGGAGAUCCCCUUUCAGAUAUAAGCAAAGGCGAGUCCUGCAAGGAGAACUGUACUUGUCCCGCCUGCUCGCUCCGGGCCCCGACCAUAAGUGACUUACUCAAUGAUCAGGACUUGCUUGACGUCAUCAGGAUAAAGCUGGAUCCAUGUCACCCGACAGUAAAAAACUGGAGGAAUUUUGCCAGCAAAUGGGGCAUGCCCUAUGAUGAACUGUGUUUCUUGGAGCAGAGGCCUCAGAGCCCCACCUUGGAGUUCUUGCUACGGAACAGCCAGAGACCAGUGGGCCAACUGAUGGAGUUGUGCAGAUUCUACCACAGGGCUGACGUGGAGAAGGUCCUGCACAGGUGGGUGGACGAGGAGUGGCCCAAGAGGGGGCGUGGAGACCACCCCAGGAACUUCUAGACCUCCGCUUCUUCGUACUGGCCUCUUUGGACCUUGAACCAGCCACAG
Odobenus rosmarus divergens (Pacific walrus) is the source of this 666-nucleotide messenger RNA. RefSeq names its product EDAR-associated death domain (gene EDARADD). The coding region runs from base 1 to 618 and encodes 205 amino acids. Lineage: Eukaryota; Metazoa; Chordata; Mammalia; Carnivora; Odobenidae. The record is from RefSeq and is a predicted model, not a curated record. Gene Ontology annotation, biological process: signal transduction. Gene Ontology annotation, molecular function: protein binding. The transcript has 6 exons.